Asparagus officinalis (garden asparagus) is the source of this 1974-nucleotide messenger RNA. RefSeq lists its product as uncharacterized. The coding region runs from base 1 to 1974 and encodes 657 amino acids. NCBI's taxonomy places the organism in Eukaryota, Viridiplantae, Streptophyta, Magnoliopsida, Asparagales, Asparagaceae. The transcript has 6 exons. The record is from RefSeq and is a predicted model, not a curated record.
AUGGUCAGUUUUAUAGUUGCUGCCAUUGGUGCUUGGUACUAUACAAAGCACAUGUUGAAGGAGAGUUCAAGAACACACGAAGAAGAGGAUGAAAGGACAUACCUUAGAAAGUCUUGGAUUCGAAAUCUUAUUUGCAAUGCAAAUAACUGUGUUGAACAACUAAGGAUGAAUCCUCAAGCGUUUAAGAGGUUAUGUGAUGUUCUAUGUACUAGAGGGGGAUUAGUAGCAUCAAGAAAUGUCACGAUUGAAGAAAUUGUCGCUAUGUUUUUGCAUAUUUUAGCUCAUAAUGUAAAUAAUAGGACAAGCAAAACAGAUUUUUAUCGUUCAAAUGAAACAAUUAGUCGACAGUUCCACAAAGUACUUCAAGCAGUCAUGAAGAUAGGAAGCCUCUAUAUUAGACAAGAAUAUACAAAUCCUAAUGAGAGAGACAUAGAGAAGUGGAAAUGGUUUGAGGAUGCUAUCGGGGCACUUGAUGGGACUCAUAUCCAAUUAACUAUUCCUUUGGAAGAUCAAAGUAGAUAUCGAAAUAGAAAAGGAGAGAACAGUACAAAUGUACUUGGUGUUUGUGAUGCCAAUUUGAGAUUUUCAUAUGUGCUACCUGGUUGGGAGGGUUCAACAUUAGAUUCUCGUGUUUUGCGUGAUGCUUUGCAUAAAUACUUUCUUGUGGAUGCUUGGUAUACAAAUGGGCCGGGGUUUUUGGCACCUUAUCGAGGGACUCGCUAUCAUAUAAAGUCUUGGAGAGAAAAUGGUCCAAGAAACUACAAGGAGUUAUUUAACCAACGUCAUUCCUCUGCUAGAAACACAAUUGAGAGAGCAUUCGGAUUGCUAAAAAAGCGAUGGGCUAUAUUACGGACAGCUAGCUUUUAUAGUGUUAAGACUCAAAUUAGGAUCAUUAAUGCAUGUUGUAUUCUUCACAACUUUUUACGUGAAGAGAUGAAUGAAGACGACUUGUUGAAUGAUGUGGAUCGAGAAUUAGAAGAUUCUCCUGUUUUAGAAAUUGAGAAUGUAGAUGAUGAGCGUAUCACCACUGUGAGAGUUACAGAUGAAUGGAGCAACUUUAGAGAUAAUUUAGAUAUGCAAAUGAUGAUAAAGAAAGGGAAACAAAUUGCAUCUCAUUCAAGAUCAUAUGUUGUGUGGAAUCGUGAUAUGGACGCAGCUUUAGCCAAUGUGUUGUACGAUCAAAUGAACCAAGGAUUAAAAGUCGAUGGUACUUGGAAGCCUCAAGUGUAUCAAGUUGCGGUUGAUGCACUAAAAUCAUUUAAUAGCAACUUGAAAAAAGAUAACAUGAAAAAUCGACUCAAAAUUUGGAAAACCCAUUAUAAUGUUAUCUAUGACAUUAAAAAUAAAAGUGGUUUGACGUGGUUGGAUGAUGAGAAGAAAAUGGUGAUUAUACCCGCUAGUGAGCAAAAAGUAUGGAACGACUAUGUUACAGCUAAUCCAGAUGCAAAAGGCUACCAGAAUCGUUUGAUUGAAAAUUGGGAUGACAUUAUGGUGUUAUGUGCAAAAGAUAGAGCCAACGGUGAAGGUUCAGAAACUUUUGAUGAGGCUGCUAACACAAUGCAACAUGAUGAAUCUGUGGCACAAUCUGAAACAAACGAAGAUGGAAGCUCUUCAAGGAAACAUCUUCCUGGAACAUCAACUAGUGGUGAGACAAGUUCAAAGAAACAAAAGAAGGGGGAUAAAUUGGUUGAUUCACUUGUAGUGAUGGAAGCUUCUGUGACUGAGUAUUUUAAUGAGAGAAAGAAGGAAAUAGUAAGAAAACCACCAACCGGUGAGGAGAUUCAUCACGUGGUCUCAAAAAUACCCAACUUAAGUCGCAUUCAAAUGUUCAAGGCAUUUGAGAAGCUAAUGGAUAGCAACCCGGAAAAAUUUUAUUUGUUGAAGUCACUUCCUGAUGAUGAAAAAAGAGAUUUCAUUCUCUUUAUUCUUAAGGAGAAGUUUCUAGUUGGAUGGAAAGAACCCCCAAAUCUUUGA